GUAAUAAAAACAUUUUUUUCUCUUAUUCACACACACUGACACGCGCGCGUAUAUAAAUAAUUAAAAAUAAUAAAAGCUCUGACCAUUAUAUAUGACAUGUAUCACAUAAAUUGUAUACCUAUAUAGUAGUUCCCGGUAAACAGUUUAAUGGGAUAUUUUUUUCUUUCUUUCUAUACUGUAAACAGAGACAACUGCUCCAGUAUCCCAUCCCUGACAACGGUUGCUAGGGCGCCGCCUACGUCAUCAUCCCUUCGAUUAUUACGUUCGGCACCCGACUACCCUCUUGGGUGUGUAGAUAAUAUUACGUUAACGUAGUAAUUUUUACUAUUUUAAAGCAUGUAUACUCAAAUCAUUUACAUACACCGAUGUUUUACGGCCAUUGUUUUGGUGAAAAGAAAAUGUUAUCGCGUUUGUUGUCGCGAAUAAGCCGACGUCGCGGUUAACACGGCAGCUUCCAGCGGGACGUCUGUAACGCGAAAUUAUACGCCGCAGCAGUGUGAACAUAUACUGCAGUUAUCUAUGUGAUUCGAUAAACGACUGUGAGUAUACGCGCUUAUAUCAUAUUAUGUUGGACGUUAAUUUAGAACUGUUUUCUCCGUGUUAUGCGACACGCAUUAUUUUUGAUCAGAUUGUAUAAUAGAGAUUGUGGUAUUGUCCUUCAAAGGCAAAUUCUAAAAGGAAUGAUCAUAUACUUGUUAGAUAUCUCAAUAGUUUUAAUGAGUAUUUUACAAGGCACAUCGUGUAUAAAUUGCUUUAAAUGUUCAUCUUUGAAUGGAAGUAAUGCAAAUUGUGAAGAUCCGUUUAACCCUGCAAUGUCUACAUACAUAGAAAAGUGCAUGGUUCCAAAAAGAGGUCAUGUAGGAAUGUUUCCAGCAAAUUUUUGUACUAAAAUCAUUGGGAGAAAUGUGUUGACCCAUGAAAUUAUGGUCAUCAGACAAUGUGCCAUGAAAACUAUGGACUCUCAGUGCGGUGAAUUCAAAUACCAAGAUCACACCAUGAACGGAUGUAUUCUGACCUGUGAUUUCGACGGGUGUAAUGCAGGACAAAAUAAUAAGCCUAAUACCAUGUUACAAAUUACGCUUUCUGCGCUGCUACUAGUACUAACAUCAUACUAUAUCAACAAAACUAUUGAAUGUUUUCAAAUUACUUAGAAUAAUUAUUUGACAAAAAAUCAAAUAUCUAGCUUUUCAAUGUAUAUUUUAUAAUUGUUAAGUAAUUCAUCCAUUCUUUAUUGUUAUGAUAUUAUUAUUAUUAUUAUUAUUAUUAUUACAUUAUUACAUAAUAUACAUAAAAGUUAAAACUGAAAUAGGGACGAUAAUAUCACGUAACCUUAUUUUUUUAAAAAAUUAUUAUAAAUUACAAUACAACUAUGUGUUCUUAAUACCGUUCUUCCCGAUUCCCGUCAUUAAUCUAUCAUCUAUAUUUAUCUACCAUAGUUCAUAUUAUUAUUAUUAUUGAAAAUAUCGAGCGUUUAAUCUUGUAUUUUCUUAGACUUAAAACGAAUGAUGUGUCAACUGUCAAGUGCCAUUAUAAUAAUUGUUUUUAUGUUAACUAUUAUGCAACAUUCGAUACCUACAGGUUGCUGGCCUGGUUAGGUAUACUUAUUUGGGUUCAUAAUAUUAUAUUAUAAUAAACAAGCUUCAAUAUAAUUCUAUUAUUUUUUUUUUUAAAUUUUCAAUCCUUAUUUUGCUAAAUUCAUUAUACGAUUAUUAUAAUAUUAUGGUUAAUAUUGGUUAUGCUAAUAUAAGUUAGUCAUUUAAGUAAAUCAACGCUGUGAUUAUUUUGAUCUAAAUUGUAAACAUUUGAUUACCUGGUUAUUAGAAGGAUAAAAAUUGUUAUUGAAUCGAGCAAAAUUAUGAUUUUAAAUAUUUAUAGUUUACAUUUGUUGACUAGUAGGUAUUGUAGACGAUAUUGUGUCCAUAAUCAAAAGUAGGAGUAUAUUAUAAUGUACGUAGUAUUUAAUUGCUAUUUAAUUAAUUUACUUUCAUAGUUUAUCCUAUGAAUUCUUUGGAAAUGUUAUAUUACAGUUAUUUAUAAUUAAAGUUAUUUUAUUUGUUUACUGUAUUUUGCUAUUUUUUAUUCGUUUAAAAACUAAAUAUUGAUUAAAAUAUAGAAAAAAAAUUAUUCUGACUUAA
Metopolophium dirhodum (rose-grain aphid) is the source of this 2135-nucleotide messenger RNA. Its product is annotated as U-scoloptoxin(05)-Cw1a-like. Gene Ontology annotation, biological process: regulation of synaptic transmission, cholinergic; positive regulation of voltage-gated potassium channel activity; sleep. NCBI's taxonomy places the organism in Eukaryota, Metazoa, Arthropoda, Insecta, Hemiptera, Aphididae. The record is from RefSeq and is a predicted model, not a curated record. Bases 603 to 1151 code for a protein of 182 amino acids. The transcript is spliced from 4 exons.